CGGUCUCGCGCGCGCCCCGAACAUGGCGACACGGAGCAGCAGGAGGGAACCCCGGCUCCGGGUCCUCGCCACCCUGCUGGUGCUACUGCUGCUGGCGCGGGGCGCCGGGGGCGCAGAGGAGGGCGCGCGGAGGACCCUGGCGGGAGGCCCCGGCGCGCGGCUCCAAGAUCUGGGGUUCCGCGUGCUGCAAGGGGGAGACCCCCUUGCGGAGUACCACCACCCUGGGGACCCCGAGAGGCCGCUGCGGACCCGAAGGAGCGCUCCCCUGCAGCCUCAACCCAUCAGGGUGUACGGACAGGUUAGCCUGAAUGAUUCCCACAACCAGAUGGUGGUGCACUGGGCUGGGGAGAAAAGCAACGUGAUCGUGGCCUUAGCCCGGGACAGCUUGGCUUUGGCACGGCCCAAGAGCAGUGAUGUGUACGUGUCCUAUGACUAUGGUAAGUCCUUUGCCAAGAUCUCCGAGAAGCUGAACUUCGGUGCCGGCAACAACAGUGAGGCUGUCAUCUCCCAGUUCUACCACAGCCCCGCGGACAACCGACGGUACAUCUUUGCCGACGCCUAUGCACAGUACCUCUGGGUGACCUUCGACUUCUGUCGCACCGUCCAAGGCUUUGCUAUCCCUUUCCGGGCUGCUGACCUCCUGCUGCACAACAAGGUGGCCAAUCUUCUCCUGGGCUAUGAUAGGUCUCACCCCAAUAAGCAGCUUUGGAAAUCCGAUGACUUCGGCCAGACGUGGGUCAUGAUCCAGGAGCACGUCAAAUCCUUUUCAUGGGGCGUCGACCCCUACGACAAGCCCAAUACCAUCUACAUUGAGCGACACGAGCCCUUUGGAUACUCCACCGUGUUCCGGAGCACCGACUUCUUCCAGUCCCGAGAGAACCAGGAGGUGGUCUUGGAGGAAGUGAGAGACUUCCAGCUUCGUGACAAGUACUUGUUCGCCACCACGGCAGCUCAAACCCUGGACAGCGAGCAACCCUCUUCUGUUCAGCUCUGGGUCUCCUUCGGCCGGAAGCCCAUGCGGGCAGCCCAGUUCGUCACGAGACAUCCUAUUACUGAAUAUUAUGUGGCUGACGCCUCCGAGGACCAAGUGUUCGUGUGUGUCAGCCACAGCAAUAACAGCACCAAGCUGUACAUCUCGGAGGCCGAGGGGCUGCGCUUCUCCCUGUCCCUGGAGAAUGUGCUGUACUACAGCCCUGGUGGGGCCGGCAGUGACACCCUAGUGAGGUAUUUUGCGAAUGAGCCAUUUGCCGACUUCCACCGGGUGGAGGGGCUGCAAGGGGUCUAUAUCGCCACCCUGAUGAAUGGCUCCAUGAACGAGGAGAAUAUGAGGUCUGUCAUCACCUUCGACAAAGGGGGCACCUGGGAGUUUCUACAGGCUCCGGCCUACACGGGGUAUGGAGAGAAAAUCGAGUGUGAGCUUGCACAAGGCUGCUCCCUGCACCUGGCCCAGCGUCUCAGCCAGCUGCUGAACCUACAACUCCGCCGGAUGCCCAUCUUGUCCAAGGAAUCUGCACCUGGCCUCAUCAUUGCCACUGGUUCUGUGGGGAAGAGCUUGGCAAGCAAGACCAACGUGUACAUCUCCAGCAGUGCUGGGGCCAGGUGGCGAGAGGCACUCCCUGGACCCCACUACUACACUUGGGGAGACCACGGUGGUAUCAUCAUGGCCAUAGCCCAGGGCACGGAGACCAAUGAGCUCAAGUACAGCACCAAUGAAGGGGAGACCUGGAAGACGUCGGUGUUUUCAGAGCAGCCGGUGUUUGUGUACGGGCUGCUCACGGAGCCGGGGGAGAAGAGCACCGUCUUUACUGUGUUCGGCUCCAACAAAGAGAAUGCUCACAGCUGGCUUAUCUUGCAGGUCAAUGCCACGGACGCCCUGGGGGUACCCUGCACCGAGAAUGACUACAAGCUGUGGUCCCCUUCGGAUGAGCGGGGCAAUGAGUGUUUGCUGGGACACAAGACCGUCUUCAAGCGCAGGACACCGCAUGCUACGUGCUUCAAUGGCGAGGACUUUGACAGGCCUGUGGUGGUGGCCAAUUGCUCCUGCACUCGAGAGGACUAUGAAUGUGACUUCGGCUUCAAGAUGAGUGGAGACCUGUCUCUCGAGUUCUGUGUUCCGGACCCUGAGUUCUCUGUGAAGUCCUUGUCUCCGCCUGUGCCUUGUCCCGUGGGCUCCACGUACAAGAGGACCAGAGGAUACCGGAAGAUCUCCGGAGACACAUGCAGUGGAGGAGAUGUGGAGGCACGCUUGGAGGGCGAGGUGGUCCCAUGCCCCCUGGCAGAGGAGAACGAGUUCAUCCUGUACGCCACACGCAAGUCCAUUCACCGCUACAAUCUGGCAUCGGGGGCCACGGAGCAGCUGCCACUGAGUGGCCUGCGGGCUGCUGUGGCCCUGGACUUUGACUACGAGCACAACUGCCUGUAUUGGUCUGACCUGGCCUUGGACCUCAUCCAGCGCCUCUGCUUGAACGGGAGCUCAGGACAGGAAGUGAUCAUCAACUCGGGUCUGGAGACUGUCGAGGCUCUGGCCUUCGAUCCGCUCAGCCAGCUGCUCUACUGGGUGGAUGCAGGCUUUAAGAAGAUCGAGGUAGCCAACCCAGAUGGCGACUUCCGCCUCACACUCCUCAAUUCCUCUGUGCUUGACCGGCCCCGGGCGCUGGUCCUCCUGCCCCAGGAAGGGAUCAUGUUCUGGACAGACUGGGGCGACACGAAGCCAGGCAUCUACCGCAGCCACAUGGACGGCUCCGCUGUGCACCGCCUGGUGUCCGAGGAUGUCAAGUGGCCCAACGGCAUCGCAGUGGACAGUCAGUGGGUCUACUGGACAGAUGCCUACUUGGACUGCAUCGAACGGGUGGCCUUCAGUGGCCAGCAGCGCUCCAUCAUUCUGGACAACCUCCCCCACCCCUAUGCUAUCGCUGUCUUCAAGAAUGAAAUCUACUGGGACGACUGGUCCCAACUCAGCAUCUUCCGCACUUCCAAGACCAGUGGGUCCGAGGUGGAGGUCCUGGCUAGCCAGCUCACGGGGCUCAUGGACAUGAAGCUCUUCUACAAGGGCAAGAUCUCCGGGAGCAAUGCCUGUGUGUCCAGACCCUGCAGCCUGCUGUGCCUGCCGAAGGCCAACCAGAGCUGGAGCUGCAGGUGUCCAGAUGGUGUGUCGGGCCAUGUCCUCCCAUCGGGGGAGCUGAUGUGUGAAUGUCCAAGGGGCUACCAACUGAGCAACAACACCUGCACCAAGGAAGAGAACACAUGUCUCCGGAACCAGUACCGCUGUAGCAAUGGCAACUGCAUCAACAGCAUCUGGUGGUGUGACUUUGACAACGACUGUGGGGACAUGAGCGACGAGAGAAACUGCCCCACCACUGUGUGUGACCUGGACACCCAGUUUCGCUGCCAGGAGUCGGGGACAUGCAUCCCAUUGUCUUACAAGUGUGACCUGGAGGACGACUGUGGGGACAACAGUGAUGAGAGCCAUUGUGAGGUGCACCAGUGCCGCAGCGACGAGUUCAACUGCAGCUCAGGGAUGUGCAUCCGCGCGUCCUGGGUGUGUGAUGGCGACAAUGACUGCAGGGACUGGUCGGAUGAAGCCGUGUGCACUGCCAUCUACCACACCUGUGAGGCCUCCAACUUCCAGUGCCGUAAUGGCCACUGCAUCCCUCAGCGGUGGGCGUGUGACGGGGACAUGGACUGCCAGGACGGCUCUGAUGAGGAUCCUGUCAACUGUGAGAAGAAAUGCAAUGGCUUCCGCUGCCCCAAUGGUACAUGCAUCCCGUCCAGCAAACACUGUGAUGGCCUCCGGGACUGCUCCGACGGCUCCGACGAGCAGCACUGUGAGCCACUGUGCACUCGCCUCAUGGACUUCGUGUGCAAGAACCGCCAACAAUGCCUCUUCCACUCCAUGGUGUGUGACGGUGUUGUGCAAUGCCGUGACGGUUCGGACGAGGACCCUGCCUUCGCCGGCUGUUCCCAAGACCCCGAGUUCCACAAGGUGUGUGAUGAGCUCAGCUUCCAGUGCCAGAACGGCGUGUGUGUCAGCCUCAUCUGGAAGUGUGAUGGCAUGGACGACUGUGGGGACUACUCGGAUGAAGCCAACUGCGAGAACCCCACGGAGGCACCCAACUGCUCCCGCUACUUCCAGUUCCAGUGCAGGAACGGACACUGCAUUCCCAACAGGUGGAAGUGUGACCGUGAGAAUGACUGCGGGGACUGGUCGGAUGAGGCGGACUGUGGGGGAUCCCACAUUGUCCCUGUGCCCACCCCUGGGCCCUCCACUUGCCCACCCAACUACUUCCGCUGCAGCAACGGUGCCUGCGUGAUGGACAGCUGGGUAUGUGAUGGCUACCAAGACUGCGCCGAUGGCUCGGAUGAGGAAGCCUGCCCUUCACCCGCAAAUGUCACGGCGGCCUCUAUCCCCGCCCGGCAGGGCCGAUGUGACCGAUUCGAGUUCGAGUGCCGGCAGCCCAAGAAGUGUAUCCCCAACUGGAAGCGCUGUGACGGGCAUCAGGACUGCCAGGAUGGGCAAGACGAGGCCAACUGCCCCACACACAGCAGCCUGGCCUGCUCCAGCUGGGAGUUUCGGUGUGCGGAUGGCGAGGUCUGUGUGGCGCUGUCUGAGCACUGUGAUGGCUUCCUGGACUGCUCUGAUGAGAGCGACGAGCAGGCAUGCAGCGCGGACCUGAUGGUCUACAAGGUUCAGAACCUGCAGUGGACAGCGGACUUCUCCGGGGAAGUGACGCUGACGUGGACACGGCCCAAGAAGAUGCCAUCCGCCGUGUGCGUGUACAAUAUCUACUACAGGAUGGUGGGCGAGAGCAUGUGGAAGGCCCUAGAGACCCACAGCAACAAGACCAGCACGGUGCUUCGGGUGCUGAAGCCGGACACCACGUACCAGGUCAAAGUUCAGGUGCAGUGUCUGAACAAGGUCCACAACACCAACGACUUUGUGACACUCAGGACGCCCGAAGGACUGCCUGAUGCCCCUCGAGACCUCCAGCUGUUUCUGCACAGGGAGGAGGAAGGCGUGAUCGGAGCCCAGUGGACACCUCCGACUCAUACCCAUGGCCUCAUCCGCGAGUACAUCGUAGAAUACAGCAGGAUGGGCUCCAAGGUGUGGGCCUCCCAGCGGGCCAGCAGCAACACCACGGAGAUCAAGGACCUGCUGGUGGACACUCAGUACACUGUCAGGGUGGCCGCGGUGACCAGCCGAGGGAUUGGAAAUUGGAGUGACUCGAAAUCUAUCACCACCACCAAAGGCAAAGUGAUCCCACCGCCCCAGAUCCACAUUGAUGGCUACAAUGAAAACUCCCUCAGCUUUACCCUCACCACAGCUGGAACCAUCAAGGUCACCGGCUACGUGGUCAACCUCUUCUGGGCCUUCGACAGCCACCAGCAAGAGAAGAAGACCUUGACUUUCCGGGGCAGCUCAAUCUCCCACAAAGUGGCCAAUCUCACUGCUCAAACAGCCUAUGAGAUCUCAGCCUGGGCCAAGACAGACCUGGGGGACAGCCCAUUGGCAUUCGCUCAUGUCACCACCAAGGGCAUCCGCCCUCCUGCCCCGAGUCUCAAGGCCAAGGCCACCAACCAGACAGCGGUGGAGUGCACCUGGACAGGGCCCAGGAAUGUGGUUUAUGGGAUCUUUUAUGCCACGUCCUUUCUGGACCUCUAUCGGAAUCCGAGAAGACUGACUACGCCCCUUCACAACAAGACAGUGACCGUCAGCCGGGACGAGCAGUAUCUGUUCUUGGUCCGGGUGGUGGCGCCCUACCUGGGCCCCUCUUCUGACUGUGUGGUGGUGCGGAUGAUCCCCGAUAGCCGGCUUCCCCCACGCCACCUGCAUGUGGUUCACACGGGCAAAACCUCUGCGGUCAUCAAGUGGGAGCCCCCUUAUGACUCCCCUGACCAGGAUUUGCUCUAUGCCAUCACGGUGAAGGACCUGGUGCGGAGAAGUGACCGGAGCUACAAGGUGCGGUCCCGCAACAGCACCGUGGAGUACAUCCUUACCCGCCUGGAGCCUGGUGGCAAGUACCACAUCCUCGUGCAGCUGGGCAACAUGAGCAAAGAAUGCAGCCUCAAGCUGACCACGGUCUCGUUGUCAGCGCCCGAUGCUCUCAAAAUCUUAACGGAAAAUGACCACGUCCUUUUGUUUUGGAAGAGUCUGGCUCUCAAGGACCAACAUUUCAAUGACAGUCGGGGCUACGAAAUCCACAUGCAGGACAGCGCCAAAAACAUCAGUGCCUACCUCGGCAACACCACGGACACUUUCUUCAAAAUCUCCAACCUGAAGCUGGGGCAUAAUUACACGUUCACCGUCCAGGCGAGGUGUCUGGUGGGGAGCCAGCUUUGUGGGGAGCCUGCUGUCUUGCUGUAUGAACUGGGUUCGAUCGCAGACACGUCAGAACUGAAGGUGGCCAGAUCCACCGAUGUGGCGGCGGUGGUGGUACCCAUCUUGUUCCUGAUCCUGCUGAGCUUGGGAGUGGGGUUUGCUGUCUUGUACGCCAAGCAUCGGAGACUGCAGAACAGCUUCACCGCUUUUGCCAACAGCCACUACAGCUCCAGACUGGGCUCAGCCAUCUUCUCCUCUGGGGAUGACCUAGGGGAGGACGACGAAGAUGCCCCCAUGAUAACUGGAUUCUCAGACGACGUUCCCAUGGUGAUAGCCUGAGAGAGCGCUUUCCUCACUCGAAACCAAAUGGUGUAAAUAUUUUAUUUGAUAAAGAUAGUUGAUGGUUUAUUUUAAAAGAU
Molecule: messenger RNA, 6735 nt
Organism: Suncus etruscus (white-toothed pygmy shrew)
Lineage: Eukaryota; Metazoa; Chordata; Mammalia; Eulipotyphla; Soricidae
Gene: SORL1
Product: sortilin related receptor 1
Exons: 48
Coding region: 23-6655 (2210 amino acids)
Biological process (GO): post-Golgi vesicle-mediated transport; protein targeting to lysosome; protein retention in Golgi apparatus
Cellular component (GO): Golgi apparatus; membrane
Molecular function (GO): protein binding
Source: RefSeq, a predicted model, not a curated record